Chanos chanos (milkfish) is the source of this 1761-nucleotide messenger RNA. Its product is annotated as C-type lectin domain family 4 member M-like. The transcript has 13 exons. The record is from RefSeq and is a predicted model, not a curated record. NCBI's taxonomy places the organism in Eukaryota, Metazoa, Chordata, Actinopteri, Gonorynchiformes, Chanidae.
AUGGACAAUGACUAUGAACCUCAUACAUAUGAUAAUACAGCUUUAGUUGAAGAUGACGAGACCUUAAACACUAAGAUGUUCACAGACAUUGGCGACUUCAACAUUCAGUCUGUUAACAGAUACUACAGACUGGCUGCAGUUUGUCUGGGGCUGCUGUGUGUUCUCCUGCUGGCUGCUGUCAUAAGAUUAGUGUUCAUAGACAGCAGUUACAAACUAAAACAGACCACCUACAAUAGACUGACCAUAUAGAGAGACAGGUUACCAACCACUCACAAUAGUCUGACCAUAGAGAGAGACAGGUUACAAACCGCUCAAAAUAAACUGACCAUAGAGAGAGACAGGUUGCAAACCAGUUACAAUAAUAUGACCAUAGAGAGAGACAGGUUACAAAUCAGUUACAAUAAACUGACCAUAGAGAGAGACAGGUUACAAACCAGUCACAAUAAACUGACCAUAGAGAGAGACAGGUUACAAACCAAUAACAAUAAACUGACCAUAGAGAGAGACCAGUUACAGACCAGUUACAAUAAUAUGACUGAUCAGAGAGACCAGCUGCAGGUCUCUUAUCACUCUCUAACUAAAGAGAGAGACCAGUUACAGAAGGAAAGAGAUGAACUCUUGUCAAAACCUUGUAAACUGGGUGAGUAGACUGAACAAUGGAGCUGCUUCAACUGCAGUCUCUACUACAUCUCCACUGAGAAGAAGUCAUGGAGUAAGAGCAGACAGGACUGUAGAGAGAGAGGAGCAGACCUGUUGAUCAUAAACAGCAGAGAGGAACAGGAGUUUGCCUUUGGCCUGAGAAGUAGGGACAAUUCUUGGAUUGGUCUGACUGAUGAUGUUGCAGAGGGGGUGUGGAAAUGGGUGGACGGCACAGCACUGACCACUGGAUACUGGCGUAGGGGUCAGCCUGAUAGCCGAAAAGGAGAUCAGGACUGUGUUGCUAUUGACCAUAAAUCUGAUCCUUUGGAGAGCUGGAGAGCUCACAGAUGCCAGUGGAAGGCCUACUGGAUCUUUGAGAGUGACGAUGAUUAUGACGACUGGAAUGUGAAUAAGGAAACCCCUCCUACUCUAACAGCAGAAAGGUCCAACAGAAACCGAGACCUUCAGAACUCAGGAGAUAACACCUCUGGGAACAGAUACUACAGAGCAGCAUCAGUGUGUCUGGGGCUGCUUUGUUUUCUCCUCCUGGUUGGUGUCAUAGUGAUGUAUGCUGACAGAAAUAAGUUUCUAACCAGUUACAAUGUCGUGAAAAAUCAGAUGCACAACUUAAAAACGAAUUACAGCAACCUCACUAAAGAUAGAGAUCAGUUACAGAAGGAAAGAGAUGAACUCUUGUCAAAUUCUUGUAGACUGGGUUGGGAAUGUCUGAAGCAGUGGAGGUGCUUCGACUGCAGUCUCUACUACAUCUCCACUGAGAAGAAGACAUGGAGCAAGAGCAGACAGGACUGUAGAGAGAGAGGAGCAGACCUGUUGAUCAUAAACAGCAGAGAGGAAGAGGAGUUUGCCUUCGGCCUGAGAAGUAGGGACAUUUCUUGGAUUGGUCUGACUGAUGAUGUCACAGAGGGGGUGUGGAAAUGGGUGGACGGCACAGCACUGACCACUGGGUACUGGCUUAGGGGUCAGCCUGACAGUCAAACAGGAGAUCAGGACUGUGUUGCCAUUGACCACAAAUCUGAUCCUUUAGAGAGCUGGAGAGACCAUGGAUGCACUGUUAACUACCACUGGAUCUGUGAGAAGUCACUGAAGUCACUGAAGUCAUAA